This is a messenger RNA of Durio zibethinus, 2917 nucleotides long. RefSeq names its product GBF-interacting protein 1-like. Lineage: Eukaryota; Viridiplantae; Streptophyta; Magnoliopsida; Malvales; Malvaceae. Gene Ontology annotation, cellular component: nucleus. The record is from RefSeq and is a predicted model, not a curated record.
UCCAAAAAGUAUUUACAUUUUUUUUUUUUCACAAUUCUCCUUUUUGGGUCAUGCCCUAGUUAUUAUUAUAAAUAUAAAUACAUAACACAUUCAAUUUUCUCUUCCUUUUUUCUUUGCUUCUUUCUACCCUUUUGUCAUCCCCUGUUUCUUUUUUUUCUUUCUUUGCUACCAUGAGCAGCAAAGGUGGCGGCGGCGGCCGUGGAGGUGGCGGUGAGGGGUCAAGGGUUUCAAUCCCAGACAAUGCAAAGAAAACGAUCCAAAGCAUUAGGGAGAUCACAGGGAAGCAACACAGCGAUGAAGAAAUCUAUGCAGUCCUCAAAGAGUUUUCUAUGGAUCCUAAUGAAACUGCCCAAAAGCUCCUUUUUUUGGAUACAUUUCAUGAGGUGAAAAGAAAACGCGAUAAGAAAAAGGAGACAGCUGGUACACAAAGUCGAGGGGGCCGGGGCAGUCGAGGGAACUAUUAUACAUCAUCUGGUAAAGAUGCUGGAGUUGGAAAGAAUGCAUCUGCUCGAAGGGAGAAAGGGGCUAAUCAUACCUCAGAUAGAGGUUCUAUGCCUUUGCCCGUGUCUCAAAAAGUCAAAAAUAAUACUGCAUCUCACACAACAAAAACAGCAACUGCUAUUCCAAAUGGCAUUACUGCUUCACCAAAUAGGAGCACAAGUCAUGGACAUGGACCCCAAGUGCCUGUGGAUGGCGUUCAUAGUGAAACUAAAGAUGGCUUACUUGCAAACAAGCCAAAAACUAUUUCAGUGCAACCAGCUGUUACAGAACUUGCUGCCCCCAUUCCUGCUCAGUCCUUUAGCUCUCUGAUCAGAGGUCAAGAGAAGUCCACAUCAAAUUCUAAUGCCUCAUCAACUUCUCGCACUUCCGCAACUGUAUCUAUUGUCAAUUCAUCUGCUUCGGAUCCUGUGUUGGCACCCAUUGUGUCACAGCAUGCUGGUCCUGUGGGUACAAUAAAACAUGAAAUUGAGUGCCAACAAGAAGCUGCUGAAGUAAACCAUAUUCAAGGAAACAAACAUGUUACCCAUGAUAUUGAUGUAUCAAAGACUGAGAAAACAGCCUCUGAGGUUCCAAGCUCAAUGCAUGGAAAGAAGGCCCCCAGCAAAUCAAAGGUUGCUGAACAGGCUAAGCAGUCCAAGCCUAUAGAGCCCGCCUUGCUACAAGUGGUCACAUCUGAGGUUGCAGCUGUCACUAUUAAAGCCAAUUCCCAAUUGCUUGCUGAUUCAAAUGUUCCCAAUGGUCAACAUGUUACUUUUCCCAUCCACUUCAAAGUCUCUGAAGCAUUAAAAAAUGGCUUAACUUUUGGAAGCUUUGAUGAUAGUUUUAGACAGGGAACAAAACACAAUAAUGUCACUAGUGUGGAGAUUAACUCUGCAUGCCCUGUUGAUAUUUCUCAGGGUAGUGAUGAAACUGCCAGGGAGCCAUCUUCUAGAAGCCAAGGUAUAUUAUCAGAUGUGGAAGGGGAUAAUGCUGAUAAACCACAAUCUCCUCCUGAGUUUGAGAAAGUGCCAGAAUCAGAUGGCAAUAUUUCAUCUGAUGCAGACUUUAAAGUUGAUCAAUCAAAUCAAGAACUGCAUUUGAACCCAGAAGGUAAUCAGAGUGUCAUUCCAAAUGUCCCAAGCUAUGGGUUUGGUUUCAUGCCCGCAUCAGCGAGCCACCUUGUGCAGUUAGAUGAACCUGAGGCUCGGGUGCAUGAUGUUUCUAGCAUUGUAAACUUUGCUACUGGGAAUUCUCUAGCUCCAUCUGGCAGUUCAACACCACCUGUUCAGAGCUCUGUUGCUGCAGCCCCACAAGCAGUUCAUCUUUUCCGGCAGCCAUUUCCACCUAAUUGCUUUUAUCCUCACUAUCUUUCACCUUUUUAUAUGCAUCCAAUGCAUCAAUUUUUAAACCCCUCUGGGCUCCCUCAGCAACCUUCAACCGGUAAUGUAUACAUGCCACCUGGAGCAGCUGCACCUGGGGUCAAAUUCCCUCUUCCACAGUUCAAGCCUGGAACUAAUGUAGGAAAUCCUGCUCACCUCACAAUUCCAUCUGGCUAUGGUCCAUUGACUUCUCCAUUUGUUGGUUUCAAUUUAUCUUUUCCAUCAGUGACCUCUGGAAGCUCUAGCAGCAAAGAGAAUCUUGUACCAUCACAGUUGAAGGAAAAUCAUAUAUACACAACUGGACCAAUGAAUGAAGGUUCAGCACUCUGGAUGCCUGCUGCACCAGGGCAAGAUUUAUCCAACUUGCAGGUUAAUUCUUACAACCUCUCCCUUCAUGGCCAACAGGUUCCUUUCUCUCCUGCACAGGCUGGUCAUGGUGCCUUUGCUGGACUUUAUCAGUCACCACAAACAAUGGCUGCUCCUUCCAAUGUUAAUACCCUGCUACAACAAUCUCAAGCCAUGGCUGCAGCUGUUGGAACUGUGGGUCCCCCAACUGGUGCUUAUCAGCAGCCUCAACUUGCACAGAUAAAUUGGAACACUAAUUACUGAACUGUUAAAAUCUUACGAGCACGCAAAAUAGAAAUUACAUGGGAGGACCUUAUGGGAGGUUGAAACUCUGGCCUUCUUUUUUGAGUGUAAAUACUAAAGGCAUCUCACAUAUAUGAGGGUAAUAUCUGGUGGGGAAAUAUGUUGCCAACUUGUUUUACCUUUUUCUUGCCAUAUUUUCCCCCCAUUUCAUAUAGUGUUGUCCUGGGUAGCAAACUCUUUGCUGUUUCUAUUGGAACUUAUUAUUCUCGUAAGAUUCUCUAUAGGAAUUGAAGAGGUCAAUAGAUUAGGUGGGAUUUUGCCAAAUUUUCCUUUCUAAUGUCUCACCUGUAUAUUAAAUUUUGAAUAGGGAGGAAAGGUGAUACAAGCUGUAAUUGGUAUAUGAGAAGGCUAUUCUAGUUUCUUGAAUUGACUGAUGGUCAUGUUAAUGACAAGCUACCUAGUUAUUUUCA